AUGCUUCGCCUAGCGAAUUUCUGGGCCCCAGCACUGCUGGGGCUAUGGGUCGUUUCGGCGACUCAGACUUCCGUGUCCGUCGCGCUGCACAAGCGAGUUGCGACAGUUGCGACAGUGAGGAAGCAUGCGGAGGCAAGCAAGAGCAGCGUGCAGCACAAGAUGGCAUACUUUGGCACCAUACAGGUCGGAAACCCUCCACAGGAGUUUUCAGUUGUUUUUGACACUGGGAGCGGAAAUCUCAUAGUUCCUGGCAGUGAUUGCUCCAGCGAUGCCUGCACUAGCCAUCGACGGUUCGAUCAUAGGAAGAGCGAUGGAAUCAAUGCAAUCAAUUGCGAUGGCAGCAACGUCUCUCACGGGAUGUUGGCGGACGAAAUUACCAUUACAUUCGGCACCGGAAAGAUUACUGGACAGUGCUUCACGGACUCCAUCUGUGUUGGGGCCGCAUGCUCCAAAGGAAACUUCAUCUCGUCGCUUGACGAGAGUUACACGCCUUUUGCUACCUUCUCCUUCGAUGGGGUGCUUGGCCUCGCACUGGACUCAAUGGCACAGUCCAACGAGUUCAGCGUCAUGAGCCGCUUCCAUGGCGCAGGUGUGCUAGCGCAGCCCCUUUUCUCUGUAUUUCUGUCAGACUCCGAUGAAGAGAAGUCUGAGAUCACCUUUGGAGCUAUCAAAGAGGAGCACAUGGCGUCAGAGCUGUACUGGGUGAAUGUCGUCGGGGAUGCAGGCUAUUGGCAGGUUGAGAUCCAGGAUAUCUACCUCGGAGACAAAGCUCAGAAGCUUUGUCAGGGUUGCCGAGUGGCAGUGGACACGGGCACCUCCGAACUUGCAGGUCCAUCAGACAUCAUUGCCCGGCUGGAGGGGCUUCUGGGUUCGGGACAUGACUGCUCCAACCUAGAUUCCUUGCCGCACCUGGGCUUCGCUGUCCGUGGUCCCAACGGCAAGCCCAAAAUUCUUAGCUUAUCGCCGAAGGACUACACAUCCGAGGGAUCCUUCGGUGGCUGCAACCUGUCAUUGAUGAACUUGGACGUUCCUCCACCCAAGGGGCCACUCUUCGUGUUCGGCAUCCCCUUUCUUCAGAAAUACUUUACCGUGUACGAUCACGAAAAUAGCCGUGUGUGGAGCCUGGUAUCUUCAACGGACAGGGACACUGUGGAAGCUUCGCCUUGUUCCAGUGAUGAGUGGGAGGGACUGUUGGCAGCCCGCUACGAGGGCUCCCCGCAAUCCUUGACGCUGGCCUGGACGGAGGAUUCGUGUGAGGAAUCCUUGGGGUCGAUUUCGAGAGGAUGCCAGUCCUUGCCGAAUGGCGGCUUUGGUGAGAUCUCGGCACCACUCCUCGAGCACGGGGAGUCGGAGGGCACACAGCCAAGCAAGGUCUCGGCACCCGCCAUGACCUUGAACUUGAUCAAUGCGAGUUUGGGUUCCGGAUUGCUCAGUCUUCCUUGGGCAGCUGCUGGAUCAUCGCUUCUUGUAGCAGCAGGUGUCACUCUUCUUGUCUUGGUCUUGAAUGCCGUGACGAACAUCAUCCUCGUGGCUGCCGCCGAGCGCCAGCACGUCUUUGACUUGGGCGGCUUGAUGGGACGUCUUCCUGGCAAGUGGGCUCGACUGCUUCGUUGGGCGUUUGAUUGCAGCAUUUGGUGCUCUGUUGGCCUGGCCUUGCUGGGCUACUUUGUGGUGAUCGCUGAUGCUUUUGAUCCCGUUGCCGAGUUAGCUGGCUUGCCGUCAACGGUCAAAAAAAAGGCAUCUGUCUUCGUGGGAAUGCUACUCGUCAUCCCACUUUGUUUGAUGGAUCCAGAGUAUCUCGCUUUCAGCUCCACGCUGAGUGUGGCCGCCAAUGUCUAUCUGGUUCUCCUGAUCACCUCCAUCUUCACGUUCCAGUCGGAAGUGACGUCGCACCACUCCUUUUGUUGGCUCGGUGCUGGUCCCGGUAUCAUCACGAUGGGCAGUGCAUUGAUGCAGUCCAUGAUCUUCCAGAUGUGUACCAUGCCAAUGUACGAGGUGCUGGAAGACCGCAGCGUCCGGAGAUUCAGUAUCUGCUUGGCUAUUAGCUUUGCCUUUGUCUUUUUCCUCUUUACCACGCUCUGCCUUAUGGGAUUGAGUUUGUACGGUGAUGGAGUUUCGUCGAACAUUCUGAACAAUCUUCCUCCGGAUGUGUCUGGAGACGUUGCCCGAGUAGGCGUUGGCUUGUCCGUGAUCGCCAUCUACCCGAUCUAUCUCGAGUCAAUGGUGGCGCCUUUGCGUCACGCUGAGGAGCGCGCCUGGCGCCAUCGGCAGCCCUUGAUGCUUCCAUCCCCACGGGAUUCGGUGGUGUUUGAUGAUGCUGUGCCCAGAGGCACUUCCGGCGAUCUGGAAGCCGAGCCCUCCCGCAGCUCCACCUCCUGGAUGUCAGAUCGGCUCCUCAAGGUUCGAGUGAAGGUCUUCCAGCUCCAUGCGAAGCUUCCAAUGCGGCCAUCGCAUUUCGCCGCCGUGGCCAUCAUCUUGGGGUCUGCGGCUGGAGGCUGUGUGGUCACUCACCUGGGACUUUGCAAUAUCCUGAACGGAGCCAGUCAGGUUGCGGCCAUGGUCGGCUGGGCACCAGGAUUUGCAGGACUCUUCCUGCUCGGCUGGGACCAGAGGUGCUGGCAGCUUUUGAUGGUUCUGCUGAUCGUCUUUUCAAGCAUGAUGUCGAUGGUGGGGAUGAUGCAUGUGGGCUGCAAUAAAAGGGGGACAUAUCGUGCUGUUGCACGGGUGUCACGCACAGAUGUGGAGAGAGGUGUUGUUUUUCCUGCAGACAGCCUGAGGUACAGAGACAACUUUGUCAACUCACUGAACUGCAUGUGGGAAUCAAGCUGA
Molecule: messenger RNA, 2829 nt
Organism: Symbiodinium sp. CCMP2592
Lineage: Eukaryota; Dinophyceae; Suessiales; Symbiodiniaceae
Source: the annotation of a GenBank genome assembly